Molecule: messenger RNA, 2969 nt
Organism: Daphnia magna
Lineage: Eukaryota; Metazoa; Arthropoda; Branchiopoda; Diplostraca; Daphniidae
Gene: Gad1
Product: glutamate decarboxylase
Exons: 8
Coding region: 71-1615 (514 amino acids)
Biological process (GO): carboxylic acid metabolic process
Cellular component (GO): cytoplasm
Molecular function (GO): carboxy-lyase activity; pyridoxal phosphate binding
Source: RefSeq, a predicted model, not a curated record
UUUUAUUAUUAAAGGCUAAACUGAUAACGAAAACACUUAACACCUUCCAGCAGCGAAUUUCAAUUGCAAAAUGUCCGUCCAGGAUGAACAGGGAAAUUCGCAUCGUUUGGCCAAAGACAUUGGCUCUCUCUACUAUUCCGAUCUGCUACCUUUGGCUGGGGAUAGCGAACCGGAGACGAGGGAAUUCCUCAACCGGAUGACGGAGAUCUUGAUGGAUUUCCUGCACAAGACGUUCGAUCGUUCCAGCAAAAUCCUCGAUUUUCACCAUCCCGAGCAACUGUUGGAGAUCAUCGACUUGUCGUUGCCCAAUCAGCCGAAAAACAUCGACCAGCUGCUGGCCGAUUGUCGUGACACUCUCACCUACCAAGUGAAAACAGGUCAUCCUCGUUUCUUCAACCAGCUGUCCAAUGGAGUUGAUGUCAUUUCAAUGGCGGGCGAGUGGUUGACUGCGACAGCCAACACCAAUAUGUUCACCUACGAGAUUUCACCCGUUUUUAUCCUCAUGGAGCACAUGACUCUCAAGAAGAUGAGAGAAAUUAUUGGCUACAAGGGAGGAGAUUCCAUCCUUGCCCCUGGUGGAACUGUAUCUAACUUGUACGCCGUCCUGGCUGCCCGUUACCGUAAAUAUCCACGUGUCAAAAGCGAAGGAUUGCAAUCCUUGCCCGGUCCCCUCGUCAUGUUCACUUCUGAACACAGCCACUUUUCGAUGAUGAGUGCGGCCGCUGCUUCCGGACUGGGCACAGAUAAUUGCAUUAGCGUCCCAUGCAAUGAAAAGGGUCAAAUGAUUCCGGCUGAGCUGGAACGUCUAGUCCUCAAGAGCAUCAGCGAUGGUAAGAUCCCGUUCAUGGUGACGGCCACGGCCGGUACCACCGUGUUCGGGGCGUUCGAUCCCAUUAAUCCUAUUGCCGACAUUUGCGACAAGCAUCACCUCUGGUUGCACAUUGAUGCUGCCUGGGGCGGGGGUCUACUCAUGUCUGAGAAAUUCCGCUACAAAUUCGAAGGCAUCCAACGAGCCGAUUCCGUCACCUGGAAUCCGCACAAGAUGAUGAACGUUUUACUUCAAUGCUCAACAGUUCAUUUCAAACAAAAUCAGAGUUUAUUGUAUCACUGCAACAGGAUGUGUGCAGAUUACUUGUUCCAGCAAGACAAACAUUACGACGUCACCUACGAUACUGGUGACAAAGUUAUUCAAUGCGGCCGUCAUAAUGAUAUUUUCAAAUUCUGGUUGCUCUGGAGAGCCAAGGGAACGGAAGGAUUUGCCAAGCAAAUGGAACGAUUCGUACAGCUAACUCAAUAUCUAGUCGAAGGACUUUUGAAGAGACCCGAACGCUUCCAGUUGAUUGUUGCCGAGCCGGAAUGCACCAACGUUUGCUUCUGGUACGUGCCGACUCGCUUCCGCACUAUGGCUCCCGGUCCAGAACGUGAUCGUCUCCUUGGACAGAUUACACCAAUUCUCAAGGGAAGAAUGAUGUCAACAGGCACUCUCAUGGUAGGAUACCAACCACAAGGCAAGCUGCCUAAUUUCUUCAGAUGCAUCAUAUCAAACCAAGCUGUCACUGAGGAGGAUGUGGACUUCUUGGUGGACGAAAUGGAUCGUCUGGGUCAUGACCUUUAAAAAACAACAUCUUUUCAUUACCACAAGUAGCUGCACGGUCUUAAAUGUUUGAUGUGGUCAUUACUGCACACACUACUUGCAUGCAUUCUCCACGUUACUUACUGUCUAUGUUAACACAGCUGUUUUUCUUGUCAGGCAUUGCUCUAUUUGAUUAUCUCUUAGUAAUCUUGCACUGCACCUCCAAUUCACAAUUUAGCACUCACACACAACUCUGCACCUGCACUGCACAUUUCCUGUGAGAGAUUAUCUCAUCUCUCUGCCAUUUCCACUCCUUGUUACUGUCCAGCACAAGCACUCGUGCAAAGGUCAAGGUGUUCCGAAACUAGUCGUUCCAUCUGACCUUGCCAUCACGUAUAAUAGGAUAAUCUAUAUGUAUAUAUGUGUUGCGUGUCUUGCUAGAAUUCCUUCUCCGUUGGUACUCUGGGAUCCCUUUCAUUCGAGAAAGUGGAUUUGACCUCGUUCUCGUCACGUUUCAUGGUCACAGUUAAAUUUAAGGCACAGUCGAUGCAUAAAACAAAAAUUUAACUUACUACAUACGGAGGUCGAUUAUUUCCUAUUUUUAUUUGUUACUUACUUGUUUUCAGUUGCAAAACCACGUUUUCGUUCAGAGUUCAUUCAAAGAUGAUUAUUGCCAUUGCAUACCAGUAGUGGCGCUAACUACUUGUUGUACAAUUCCUAAUUUAAUUUUGUUUUUAUAUUAAUCAUUAUGAUGUUAUCUACUCGUAUAGGCUGUUAGGUUUUGUUAAAAAUUACACAUCAUAAUAACCAAGAAAGUGCACAACAUAUCACACAACAAUUGCACUAGUUGAAUUGUCUGAAGUUCUCGGUUUUUCUCGCUCAGCUGUGUUCGCCAUGUAUUUUGCGUUCUUUUGUGUUUCUUUUACCUGCCGUGUGAUUUAUUGUAUCGUCGGGAAUGUUGACAACGAGACUCGUGCGUCGAUCGUCUUACGUAGCACGUGGACAGCAAAACCAAAGUCUUCCAAAACUGCAGUAUAUUUCACUCCCAUAUCAGCAUCCAGAUAUGUGGUUUGUUCUACUGUUUUCAUUGACGUUUUGUCCUGUCUCUCUGUGUCUAUUUUUUUUUAUCUUGCUAGCUAGUAAUAAUAUACUCUGCGUUGUAUACGUGAACUUUACUAUAUAAUCCCAAUUAUAUAUUCCCCAGCAUCAACCCAAUACGUAUUUUCUGUGCCAAUCCGGCCCGUCGUUGGCGUGUUAAUUUUUUGUUUCAUUGUAAUUUUACUGUCGUUAACACAUCGCCGUAACGUGUGAGCAGCAAUAAGACUUCUAAAAAGGCCGUUCCAUAGAAGAGAUUAGAACUAUAUACAAACGACUAAAUAUACUCAACAGGAAGCAA